Molecule: messenger RNA, 1011 nt
Organism: Talaromyces amestolkiae
Lineage: Eukaryota; Fungi; Ascomycota; Eurotiomycetes; Eurotiales; Trichocomaceae
Exons: 1
Coding region: 1-1011 (336 amino acids)
Source: RefSeq, a predicted model, not a curated record
AUGGGAGAUUCAACCAUAAAGACGAUCGUCGUUGUUGGCGCCACAGGAAACCAGGGAGGCUCGGUUGCACGUACCUUUCUUAAACUUCCUCACUGGAAGGUUCGCGUUACCACUCGCAAUCCUUCAUCACCAGCUGCUCAAGCCCUGAAAGUGCUCGGUGCUGAAGUCGUGCAGGCAGAUCUGUCCAACCCCGAUACCUUGGCAAGAGCAUUUGAUAAUGCACAUGCCAUCUUUCUCAAUACAGAUUUCUGGGUGACCUACCGUGCUCUCGCCGCCACUGUUAUGGCUCAAGAAGUAUGCCCAUCAGACGAAGAGAAGCCUGAUCCCAGUAGAGUGGCGUAUCAAACGGAGAUUUCUCAUGGCAAAAACGCUGCCGAAUGUGCAGCCAAGGUCCCAACAUUGGAGCGUCUUGUCUAUUCCGCGCUCCCAGCAACAAGAAAGCUGACCGGCGCAAAGUAUCAGAGCAAUCAUGCGGAUUCUAAAGGUGCUGUGGUCGAUUAUAUCGAGACGGAACUGCCUCACUUGGCCCGAAAAACAUCGUUCAUUUACCUCGGUGCGUACAAUACAAAUCCGUUGCUUUCGCCCAGAUUGGAUCUAUCGGACGGCAGAUACAGGUACUUCCUACCGCUGAGCAAAGCCGCCAGAAUGCCAAUUAUCAACGUGAAAGAAUCGACGGGCCCGUUUGUCAGAGCUUUGAUUGAAGACGAAGCACCAGGUACCAAGUUAUUGGCAUAUGACAACAACAGCUACCUGGCGUACGGAGAGAUCUGUGAUAUCUGGUCGAGAGCGAGUGGCCAAGAAGCGGAUUUCAAGACGGUCACUGUCCAAUUCUUACACGAAACAAUGAAAAUACCAAUGGAGUUCAUAUCGUCUCUGCCGGCCCUUGAGGAGUAUGGCUACACGGGUUCAAUGAGGGUCAUUCAACCGGGUGAUCUGAAGACUGAUGUAAGAACAAAGUCUUGGGAGGAAUGGAUGAUGGAGAGAGACCGCACAGCAAUCCUCGAAGCUUGA